Messenger RNA from Centruroides sculpturatus (bark scorpion), 971 nucleotides. RefSeq lists its product as uncharacterized. Bases 246 to 857 code for a protein of 203 amino acids. The transcript has a single exon. The record is from RefSeq and is a predicted model, not a curated record. NCBI's taxonomy places the organism in Eukaryota, Metazoa, Arthropoda, Arachnida, Scorpiones, Buthidae.
UGGGAAGAUGCAUUUUCUAAAAAUAGAGGUAAUUUCUUGAAAAUUGCUCAACUUUUUUGUAAAUACAACAACAAAUUUUUACUCCACUUUGAAAAACACUACAACUACUGCAGCCCAGAUAUCCAGAAUGAAAUAAUUGUAGUGAUAUUGAACCUCUGGAAGAAAUUGUUGAAGAAGCUAAAGCAUGUGGCUUUUUUUCUUUAAGUGUGGAUGAGGCCAGAUGCUUUAAAGAGGAACAAUUGUCAAUGACCGUAAGAUAUGCAAACAGUUUAGACAUAGUCAAAAGAUUUAUAGGUUUUACAAAUUGUUCCACCUCCAGAGAUGUACAAGGACUGGCUACAUUAAUUUUGGACACAUUAAAUAAACACCAUUUGGGUGAUGUUCCAAUUCUUGCACAGUCUUAUGAUGGUGCAAGUGUCAUGUCUGGUAAAAAUCGAGGCCUACAGGAGAUUAUCAAAGAAACUCAUCCUCACCCAAUUUACAUCCAUUGCUUAGCACACAAACUAAAUCUUCUGGUUGUUGACUUAUGCACAAAUGUUUCACUAGCAAAGACAUUUUUUAAUGGCCUCGAAGCUUUGUAUAUUCACUUCGCACAACCUGGUCAUCAUGCGAGCCUGCAAAAAUUACAAGGCACUCUCGGAAUCCAUACCAGCUGUGAAAUGGGAAGUCUCAGUACUACCAGAUGGAGUUGUCGCUACAAAAACUGCCAAGCAGUACUGACAAAUUAUAAGGCAAUUAAAUUGACUUUGGAAAAAGAGAUCACUGAGAACCGUGACAAGCACACAGUGGAAGCACUUGGAUUGCUAAAUAUUAUUAUGAAACCAGAAUUUGUUGUUUCCUUACACACAUUUCACUAAGUUCUGUGGCUACAUGCCAUAAUUGUAUAGUUAUAGUUUAUAUUUUAUUAAAUAUAUUUCCCUUUGUCUUCAUUUCUAUUGUCUUUCUUUCUGGAAGUUUCUCCCUACUUUUGU